UGUGUGUGUGUGCUUCACAGUUUACAGUACACCGUGAACCGUGCUGUAAUGAGCAGAGCUGGAGCGCGCAGAAGAAGACUGAGGAGAGUGGGACGGUCUCGGACCCUCAGCGCUGAGUCCUCUGCUGCAGGAAUCUCAGGUGUAGAAGUGAAUCAGGUGACCAAAGGUUUUCAAAAGAUGAAUAUGAGGGACGCAGACGACGGAUCAUCAUCAUCAUCAUCAUCAUCAUCAUCAUCAUCGGAUGCAAAGAAGCAGAAACUCUCAGAGUCGAGCCGAACACACCAGAGGCCCACUCCACACAGAGGUUUGCUGAAUCACGGAGCGACGUGUUAUCUGAACGCAACCCUGCAGGUGCUCUUCAUGACCGAAACCUUCAGAGAGGAGGUGCUGCAUGGAAACACCAAUGACAGCGAUAAUGACCUAGUGUCUGCAUUAAAGCAGAUCUUCCAGGAGCUCAACAGUAACAGCGCGGCUCACAGCGUCUCCACACACACAGUCAUACUGGCUCUCGGUAUUCAGAGCGGAUACGAGCAGCAGGACGCAGUGGAAUAUUUCCUUCAUAUCCUAGAGAACGUCGGUCAUAAAUUGGCCAGGGUGUUCAGCGGAUCUCUGAGGAACAGCUGGACAUGUUCAGAGGGACACCUGUAUUAUGAGGACAGCAGCUUUAACACACUGCAGAUCCCCGUCACACACACACUCGAGGAUGGACUGUGUUCUUGUUUUGAGUCGACCACAUUAACAGAAGAUAACCAGAUGUACUGUGAAACCUGCGACGAGAAGAGAGACACUCAGUGGACUUGUGAAAUCCAUGAGUAUCCAGCAGUUCUGACUCUGCAUCUGAAGAGGUUUGUGUUUGACUAUAGACGUGGGUUUGUGAAAAACAACUUCCCGAUGGAUAUACCGCUGCAUUUAACUGUACAGGAGUGUGAAUAUUCACUGUACGCUGUGGUCAACCACCGGGGCGACCGUUACGGCGGUCACUACACCGCGGUCAUCCGCUGCUUUACUGAUAACAGGUGGUACUGUUUUGAUGACAGUCGAGUCACUGAGACGGAUGAGAGCCGACUGAAAGGGUCAGUGCAGUGA
Messenger RNA from Danio aesculapii, 1086 nucleotides. RefSeq names its product ubiquitin carboxyl-terminal hydrolase 47-like. Gene Ontology annotation, molecular function: cysteine-type deubiquitinase activity; cysteine-type endopeptidase activity. The transcript is spliced from 11 exons. Gene Ontology annotation, biological process: protein deubiquitination. Bases 49 to 1086 code for a protein of 345 amino acids. Lineage: Eukaryota; Metazoa; Chordata; Actinopteri; Cypriniformes; Danionidae. Gene Ontology annotation, cellular component: cytosol; nucleus. The record is from RefSeq and is a predicted model, not a curated record.